Bathycoccus prasinos is the source of this 1338-nucleotide messenger RNA. RefSeq lists its product with no specific name. Gene Ontology annotation, cellular component: membrane. The record is from RefSeq and is a predicted model, not a curated record. The transcript has a single exon. Gene Ontology annotation, molecular function: molybdate ion transmembrane transporter activity. Gene Ontology annotation, biological process: molybdate ion transport. The coding region runs from base 1 to 1338 and encodes 445 amino acids. NCBI's taxonomy places the organism in Eukaryota, Viridiplantae, Chlorophyta, Mamiellophyceae, Mamiellales, Bathycoccaceae.
AUGGAAGCGUAUUACUGGACGCAGUUUAGCGUCCUGGCUGUUUUUUGCGCUCUGAUGGAGUUCCAAAAGUUCACCCAAAAAGAGAAGACGCAAAUGCCUUCGUCCUUCUUGAAUUUCAGAAAUAACUAUUUGUUCGUGUAUUCUUUGAUGAUGGCUGGAGAUUGGUUGCAAGGUCCGUACGUGUACGCGUUAUAUCAGCACUACGGAUACACGACCGGGGAUAUCGGGAAACUUUUCAUCGCCGGGUUUGGGAGUUCAAUGAUCUUCGGCACCGUGGUUGGUUCUAUGGCGGAUAAGCACGGGAGGAAAGCGGCGGCUUUGGUGUACGUGGCGACGUAUAUCGCGAGUUGCGUGACCAAGCACUGGUCGGAUUAUUACGUUUUAAUGCUCGGGAGGUUUUUUGGUGGCAUUGCGACGAGUUUGUUGUUCACGGUGUUUGAGUCGUGGUUGGUCGCGGAACACUUCAAAAGAGGAUACGAAGCGGAGUGGUUAGAUAAAACAUUCUCGAAAGCCAUCUUCUUAGGGAACGGGUUGGUCUCUAUCGUUUCCGGGUUAGUGGCGAACUAUUUAGUGACCGAUAUGAGUUUGGGUCCGGUGGCACCGUUCGAUGCGGCGACGUGCUUUUUGGCCAUCGGCGGCGCGGUCAUUUUUCUCACUUGGUCGGAAAACACCGGCGACGUCGUCGAGAACGCAAACUUACAGCAGUCCUUUUCGACCGCGUACAAAGCGAUUUUCUCCGAUAAGAAGAUUUUCUACUUGGGUGCUAUGCAAUCUUUGUUUGAAGCGUCGAUGUACUCAUUCGUCUUUUUGUGGACGCCGGCGUUGUCACCUAACGGCGAGGAUAUUCCUCACGGUAUGAUUUUUGCCACCAUGAUGGUUGCGUGCAUGAUCGGUUCGUCCAUGUCUUCGAGAUUAAUGGCGAGAUCGGAUUUAAGAGUUGAAAAAUACAUGCAAUCGGUGUUUUUACUCUCCGCGUGCUCGUUAUCUAUUCCAGUGUUUAUUAAAACGUUCGAGUUAGGCUCGGGUGGGUAUAAAGGAGGACCAAUCACGUUUGAAGGCAAGUUGCAAUUGUGUGGGUUCCUCGUCUUUGAGUUUAUGGUUGGUAUUUUUUGGCCAUCGAUGAUGAAAAUGAGAGCGCAAUACGUACCCGAAGACGUUCGCUCGACCGUGAUGAACUUUUUCCGCAUUCCUUUGAACUUGUUCGUGUGCGUAAUUUUGUACAACGUCGCUUUAUUUCCGUUAUCGGCGAUGUUUGGGAUGUGCACUUUGUUCUUGUGCGGAUCGGCGUUUUUGCAACGCAAGUUGGAGUUGAUCACCGCGAGCAAGUUGCCAGCGUAA